AUGGGUAGGGUCAUUCGCAACCAACGAAAGGGUUCGUCCACCAUCUUCAAGGCGGUCACCCGUCUCCGAAAGGCACCGGCGAAGUUCCGAACCCUCGACUACGCUGAGCGCCAUGGCUACACUCGCGGUGUUGUUUCUGAGAUAAUCCACGACCCCGGCCGUGGUGCCCCUCUGGCUCGCGUCGUCUUCCGUGACCCCUACAAGUUCAAGCAGCACACCGAGACCUUCAUCGCCAACGAGGGCAUGUACACCGGCCAGUUCGUCUACGCCGGCAAGAAGGCCGCCCUGACCGUCGGCAACAUCCUGCCCCUGGCUUCCGUUCCUGAGGGUACCGUCGUUUCCAACGUCGAGGAGAAGGUCGGCGACCGCGGUACUCUGGGCCGCACCUCGGGCAACUACAUCACCGUCGUUGGCCACAACCCCGACGAGGGCAAGACCCGCAUCAAGCUCCCCUCGGGUGCCAAGAAGGUCGUCAGCAGCAGCGCUCGUGGCAUGAUCGGCAUUGUUGCCGGUGGUGGCCGUACCGACAAGCCCCUCCUGAAGGCUUCGCGUGCCAAGCACAAGUUCGCCGUCAAGCGCAACAGCUGGCCCAAGACCCGUGGUGUUGCCAUGAACCCCGUCGACCAUCCUCACGGUGGUGGUAACCACCAGCAUAUCGGUAAGGCCUCGACCAUCUCGAGAUACGCUUCUUCCGGUCAGAAGGCGGGUCUUAUUGCUGCGAGAAGGACGGGUCUGUUGCGCGGUACCCAGAAGACCAAGGAGUAA
Messenger RNA from Thyridium curvatum, 765 nucleotides. RefSeq lists its product as uncharacterized. Gene Ontology annotation, molecular function: structural constituent of ribosome; RNA binding. Gene Ontology annotation, biological process: cytoplasmic translation. NCBI's taxonomy places the organism in Eukaryota, Fungi, Ascomycota, Sordariomycetes, Thyridiales, Thyridiaceae. The coding region runs from base 1 to 765 and encodes 254 amino acids. Gene Ontology annotation, cellular component: cytosolic large ribosomal subunit; ribosome. The transcript has 4 exons. The record is from RefSeq and is a predicted model, not a curated record.